AUGGUGGUCAGCGUUGGACUUAUGCCAAACAGUUCCGUAUCAACAUCUUCAUCAGAUGUUCAAACAAUAAUUCGAUUAGCUGAAGAAAAAAUUCGUGUUAAAACAAUUGCAUUAGGUCUUCGUGUAACAGAAUUUUUUCAUGAUUUUGAUCGUCUUCGUUCAGGUUAUGUUACUUCAUCACAAUUUAAACGAUGUUUGGAUACUAAUCUACGUCUUCAAUUAUCAUCUGAAGAAGAAGAAUUAUUAUUUAAAAAAUAUGAUCUUAAACAUGAUGGUUCAAUUUGUUAUCGAGAAUUUUGUGAUGUUAUUAAUCGAAAAUAUCCUGAAACAACAAUAACACCAUAUCCAGAAAAUUUUACAAAUGCUGCUCCACCAUAUCUUAAUUCUUGGCGUUCAACUCGUCAUAUUGGUACACAAGAUGAAAGUGAACAUUUACAAAAUGUUCUUCAACGUAUUGCUAUUUAUUGUAAACAACGUGGUAUUGAUGUAUUAUCAAUUAUGGAACAAUAUGAUAAACAUAAAAUGGGUGAAAUAACAGAUAGUCAAUUUUAUCGUGCUUUUGUUGGACCACAAUUAACUGAAGCUGAUAUGACACUUCUUCGGGAUAAAUAUUCUGAUCCAGGAAAACCAGGUUUAAUUAAUUAUUUAAAUUUUGUUCAAGAUCUUAAUAGAUAUUCAUAUACAAAUGAAACAAUAUUAUCACAAACUGAUAAUAAUAAUAAUAUUCAACAAAUUCCAUUUGUUGGUAUUGAAGAAAAAUCUGAACAACGUUCAAUACAAGAAAUUCUUGAUAAAAUUCGUAUAGCAACAUUUAAAUAUGGUAUACGUAUAUCGGAUUUUUUUAAAGAUUAUGAUAAAUUACGUAGUGGAAUAAUAACUGAAGGUCAAUUUGAAAGUGCACUUUCAUUAAGUAUACAAAAACAAGCUUUUCUUAAUAUGAAUGAUAUUAAAAAAUUAACUGAAUAUUAUCGAAGACCUGAUGGUCGAAUUUAUUAUAAAGAAUUUGUUGAUUCAAUGGAAAAUGCUUUUAAUAUUCCUGAAUUAGAAAAAAAACCAUUAACACAAAUUUCUCGACCAAGACAUGGACUUUUAUCAAAACCAUUGAAUACAAAUUUAACACCAGAUGAAGAAGAUCAUGUAUCACGUAUACUUGAUACAAUUACUGAAAAAAGUAAAGCAUUUACACGUGCUUGUACUAAACAUCAAUUUGGUCGUGUACUUCGAACACUUGAUUUAAUUCCAUCACCUUAUGAUUUUAAUAUACUUUGUAAAAAAUUUGAAGAUCGAGAAACAGGAGAUAUUAAUUAUGCAUUAUUUUGUCAAAUGAUUGAACAAGAUUUUGUGGCAAUUAAAGUUGAACCAGAAGAAGAAUGUUUAUUUGAACGUGCUCGAUUUGAUGAAGAACGAAAACGAGAAAAAUUAAAAGUUAAAAUUGAUACAUCCAAUGUUAAUCUAAACGAUUUAAUGGGUCGUAUUCGACAUCAUGUUCUUAUUAAUCGAAUUCGUGUAAAAGAAUUUUUCGAAGAUUUUGAUCCUCUUCGUUUGGGUACAAUAAGUCAAUCACGAUUUAUUCGUGUUUUGACUAGUUUAGGUCUUACUGGUAUUGAUGGUGUUCCAUUAACUGAAGCACAAAUGUUUGCUUUAUGUGAUCAUUAUCGUCAUCCAGAUCAACAUGAUCUUAUAUUAUGGAAACAAUUUGAACAAGAUGUUGAAUCAGUUUUUACAUUAUCUGAUUUGGAAAAAUCACCAAUAAUUCAAGUUUCACCACAAACUAUUUAUGAAAUGCCAACAGCUGGUACACCUGAUUGGACUAAUAUUGAUCCAUUUAAUAAAGAAGAAUUACAUCAAGCUAUGCAAAAUUGGAAAACAAAAUGUGAACAACGACGUAUUGAAAUUGUUCAACCAUUUAAACAAUUUGACAAACAUAAUCGUGGACAUGUAACACGAAUACAAUUUCGUCAAUGUUUAGCUAUAGCUGGUUUAACUUAUACAGAAAAAGAAUUACAAGCUGUUGAAGCAGCUUUUAUUGAUGAUGAUGGUUUUGCUUAUCGUCGUUUUCUUGAAUGGAUUCAACCACGACAUCGUGAUCCUCUUCGUUAUAAUAUUUUACAAGAAGAACUUAAAAAUUUAAAAAAACAAAAAAUUUUACCUGAUAUGAAAUCAUUAACAAGUAUUCAAGAUGUUUUACAAAAAGUUAAAGGACAAGUAUUUCGUCGUCGUAUACGUUUAUAUGAAUGGCUUAAAGAUCAUGAUAAAUUAAAUUGUGGUCGAUUAUUAUUUGAUACAUUUCGUCGUGCUUUAAAUCCAUGUCAAUUAGAAUUAACAGAAAAUGAAUUAUCUUUACUUGAAGAUUAG
This is a messenger RNA of Rotaria sp. Silwood1, 2355 nucleotides long. The record is from the annotation of a GenBank genome assembly. Lineage: Eukaryota; Metazoa; Rotifera; Eurotatoria; Philodinida; Philodinidae.